GAAAUCAACAAAUUCAAUUGUUUGUUCUGUAAAGAAGAGAUAGUCGUCAUGUGGAUAUUACCCCUCAUCGGUUAUGUGGGUGUAAUACUGGGAUUUUCAUUUCUGACUCUGGCAAUCGCCUCGGGUCUCUACUAUCUAUCCGAACUUGUCGAAGAACACACCGUGCUUGCCAAGAAGCUCCUCACCAGACUCAUCUAUGCUGUCAUCGCCGUCCAAGUCCUACUCCUCGUCUUCGAUGGCUUUCCAAUGACCUUGAGCGCGCUGAGCAUCGCGUCGCAUCUCAUAUACGCGCAGAACCUUCGCAAAUUUCCAAUCGUGAAGCUCACCGAUCCGCUCUUUUUGCUCUCCUGUGCUCUGGUGAUAAUAAACCACUACGCAUGGUUCCGCCACUUCUCCGCGCCCCUCCCUGCCCCGCGCUACCCCUCCUCCUAUACAACAUACGGCCCUGACCCCUCCAUCCCCUCCUUCACGGAAAUCGCAUCCUACUUCGGGCUCUGCGUCUGGCUAGUCCCCUUCGCGCUCUUUGUGUCGCUUUCUGCCGGCGAGAACGUGCUUCCAUCCAUGGGCUCCGAGUAUGCGACUGGCGAGGGUAGCAGUUUUAUCAGUGCAGGGAAGGCGCCCGGAUUUGGUGGAGAUGUAGGCGGAAGUGGCGUUGGAGGUGCAGUAGACGCGGGUGCGAGUACAGGGCCGACGAAGAGGAGGGGACGGAGCGGGACGAACGCGGGGCUGGCUAAAGCAAGUGUGAAUCGCGUUCGGGAGUGGGUUGGUGAGACGGGCGAGGUGUUGGGAUUGUGGAAGGGAGAGAAGUCUAGACAUACUUUCUGAGUCGUCUUGGUUCCCUUCUUUUCUUAUUAUUCUCUCGUCUUUCGCCUGCCAUGAUGCGGGAUGUGUUUGUCGGUUGAGGCUGUUAGAGUAAAUCAACCAAAUACAUGUAUAGCGAUUGUGCAUUCCUAGCGUGUC
Messenger RNA from Periconia digitata, 960 nucleotides. The record is from the annotation of a GenBank genome assembly. Lineage: Eukaryota; Fungi; Ascomycota; Dothideomycetes; Pleosporales; Periconiaceae.